This is a messenger RNA of Girardinichthys multiradiatus, 1991 nucleotides long. RefSeq names its product neurocalcin-delta B-like. Gene Ontology annotation, biological process: calcium-mediated signaling. Bases 441 to 1103 code for a protein of 220 amino acids. The record is from RefSeq and is a predicted model, not a curated record. The transcript has 5 exons. Gene Ontology annotation, cellular component: cytosol. Gene Ontology annotation, molecular function: tubulin binding; actin binding; calcium ion binding. Lineage: Eukaryota; Metazoa; Chordata; Actinopteri; Cyprinodontiformes; Goodeidae.
GGCGGUUGAGAAAACAGUCAGCCUCGCUUUGGAGUUUGGACCGUGAGCAGCCGGGUAUUGCAGCUCCCUUGUAGCUUCAGCUUCACCCCGCUGGGUUUUCCGACUCUGCCACCGCUCCCUGACUCGAGGUAAUGGACUAUUAAGGAAUUGUUUUAAGAGGUCCUCAACGAAAACUGAAAAAGCGAGUAUUUGACCUGCCAAUCAUAGAUCAAGAUCUGCAACCUGGUGAGGGAGGCAUCAUUCCUUACUGUGGACACCUCCUUCAUACGGCCAGUAAAUCUGGUCCUUUUCAGUCCUUUUGGCUCUAAGGCGGUCUCCUUCACCUCCCUCUGUUCUUGGAUUAUCUGUUGGAUCCUGGCGACGAGGCUUACCUGCAGGAUAUAAAUGGAGACCUGUGUCCGUUACAUAAGUGGACAACAAGAUGUUCUGAGACGAAUGCCAUGCGGAGGGCCUUGAACAACAAGAACAAGCAGUCUAAAGCGCCGCUGCCCUCAACAUCCAGCACCACCUCCAGAGAAGCAGCCAUGGGCAAACAGAACAGCAAACUCCGUCCUGACGUCAUGCAGGACCUGAUGGAGAACACGGACUUCACCGAGCACGAGAUCACAGAGUGGUACAAGGGCUUCCUGCGGGACUGUCCCAACGGCGCCCUCAACAUGGAAGAGUUCAAGAAGAUCUACGCCAACUUCUUCCCCUAUGGAGACGCCUCAAAGUUCGCCGAGCACGUCUUCCGCACCUUUGACGCCAACGCCGACGGGACUAUAGACUUCAGGGAGUUCAUCAUCGCCCUCAGUGUCACCUCCCGUGGCCGACUCGACCAGAAGCUCAAGUGGGCGUUUAGUAUGUACGACCUGGAUGGGAACGGAUACAUUAGCAAGGCAGAGAUGCUGGAGAUUGUAACGGCCAUUUACAAGAUGGUCUCCUCUGUGAUGAAAAUGCCCGAGGAUGAAUCCACACCUGAGAAACGCACAGAUAAAAUCUUCAGGCAGAUGGACACAAAUCGAGACGGUAAACUGUCUCUGGAGGAGUUUGUGGAGGGAGCAAAGAGCGACCCCUCCAUUGUGCGACUGUUGCAGUGUGAUCCCAGCAGUGCUGGGCAGUAGACUGGACUGAUACGUUAGCACAUGUUCGAAAUUUCUCCCGUUUGACCCACCUGAGACUCUUGAAAUUUAAUACUUUGACCUAUAGAGGCACAUGAACACACACAGACACAUACUGUACUGAAGCCUGACACAUAUAUAUUAUAAAUAAUCUCUCACACCCCCAGAUGCACAGACUGUUCACGGGCCUCUAUGUUUGGUCAAAGGUUCUGCACAAACACGGGUCUAAUCAACGGUACAGAAAUGACUUCAAGGACUGAAAUACCAUCAAAGACUUGUUGAAAUGAAAGAGAUAUCCCUGCCCUGUGUGAGUUCCCAGUCGGCAGGGAUAACGCAGCUGAUCCAUGAGGUACACUGAAGCAAAUCCAAGUUUGUUUUUAUCCUUUUUUUAUUUUUAAAAGCAGAAUUCCCUAUUUAAAAAGAACAAUGCUCGUUUUAUCUGUGUGACUGACAUGGUUGCCGAGUGACGUCAAACAGGUCUUCAUCCAAGUAUCGCUACGUUGCUUACGGUCAACACUGGGGACAAACACGAAGCAUGUCAGAUUGGGACUACGGAGUGGUUGUUUAAACAGACGAUCUGGGGAUUGUUGUUAAAAUGUUGAAUAUUUUUAUGUACUGUAUUAUUUUGAAAGAAAGUUGCGGAAGAACCAAAACAGACUCUUAAGAUUUCUAAAUGAAGUUGAAUUGUCUUGAGCACAGAUUAUAUCUACGUGGUGUUUGGAAAGUGACUCUACAUGCAUAAACUGAGCUGUGAUUGUACAUCUGUACCACCGCAGUUUACAUGUGAAAAGAGGAAAAUAUACAUGAAUAUAUAGUAUGCUAUACAUAUAUUUCACCUUUAAAUUUUCAUGCAUAAAAUUCUGGAAUGUGACGACAGAUGUUUUAAUUUCU